UUUAUUGGCACGACGACAUCAUAAAGCUCGCGUUGUCUUUUACGAAAGUAUCUGGUAGUAAUACCUUAAGACAAGAUGCAGAUGUCGUUUCAUGGCGGCGUCGCGGAAACUAUUCUGUUCGAAAAAUGGCGCAUAAAUAACGCGCAAGGAAUGGUUGGUUCCGUAAUCGGCGUCAUUCUUCUAACUGCAUUGUAUGAAGGGCUAAAAUCUUAUCGUGAGUAUCUCUUCGCGCGCACGACGUUUCUCAGGAAGAAUCAGCAGAAGAAAUCGAGAAAUGCAUUGUUGUUUUCCGGAGUGCAUUUCUUUCAAACGCUUCUGCAUGUAAUCCAAAUAGUGUUUGGCUAUUUCCUUAUGUUUAUUUUUAUGACGUACAACUAUUGGCUUUGCAUCGCUAUCGGAACUGGAACAGCUCUUGGAUAUUGGUUGUUUCAAUGGGAAAAAUCUAAUAAUGACAAUACAGAUUGUUAACCGGAAGAAGAUGAUAAUCAUGAUAAUCAUCAUCACCACUGAAGCGAAGAAUGGAGCAUAGAAAAACAAAAUAAUUAUUAUUGAAAAAUGGAAAAAUAACUCAACAGAAGUAUCAAGGAGGAAUUAUUGGAUAUUUACAAAUUUAAUAAGAUUUAAUAAAUAUUUAAAGUCAACAAUUU
Messenger RNA from Mycetomoellerius zeteki, 647 nucleotides. RefSeq names its product Copper transporter 1B. Gene Ontology annotation, cellular component: membrane. Gene Ontology annotation, molecular function: copper ion transmembrane transporter activity. The record is from RefSeq and is a predicted model, not a curated record. NCBI's taxonomy places the organism in Eukaryota, Metazoa, Arthropoda, Insecta, Hymenoptera, Formicidae. Bases 76 to 468 code for a protein of 130 amino acids. The transcript has 6 exons. Gene Ontology annotation, biological process: copper ion transmembrane transport.